Molecule: messenger RNA, 552 nt
Organism: Phytophthora megakarya
Lineage: Eukaryota; Oomycota; Peronosporomycetes; Peronosporales; Peronosporaceae
Source: the annotation of a GenBank genome assembly
AUGUCGGACUUCUUCCGUGCCUUCAACCGGAUCGUGAAAAUGAGACAGAGCGUGACAAUGGCUUACCGCCCACAAGGGAACAGCAAGGCCGAGCGAACGGUGCAAACUCUGACACGAGCCCUGAAGAUGGGAGAAACGUCGUUCUUCCUAGUCCAUGGAUGGGACCCGCGGUCGACACUUGAAGCAGUUGUUUCGGUUGGAUCGACACGCCGCCGCGAUUGCGAUGCACGGAGAUGGAGGUACCACAUACAGGGUCAAUACCGCAGGGCCAGGGAAGCAGGCAACGAGAGCCUACCUGAUGCGAUCAAGUCUAGGGCUGACCAGCACAACGAAAACGUUAGACCACACCGGAUAGAGGAAGGCACACAGGAAUGGCUUUACCUGGACCGCAUAAAGGAAAUCUACGCACGCAAGCUCGCACACAUGUGGCAUGGACCGUUCCGCGUCACCGAGCUGAUCGGCAAUCACGCAGCUCGUCUCGAGACUGCAGGCUCAGGGUAUCGAAUCUUCCCCAGAUCUGUCGAAGCUGAAGCCAGUGCGGACAUUCCCUGA